UCUGUUUUUGUGAAUGUGCACCAGUAGUCAAUGUAUUAGUGUUGAAUUUCAAAGUACUUAGAAAGAUAUACUAUAUUUUAUAAAGGCGGUCCAGAAUUAUUUGUCUGAAGAAAACUUUAAAAACAUACAAUAUAUAAAGAUAGCAAUGGAUGGAAUACGUAUUGUUAUCGCAGUUUUGUUUGUGAUGGUAACAUUUAUUGAUGCCAGCAUCAGAGAGCCACGUGAUGUUACCUGUCCGACUAUGUUUGACGACUUCCCGGGCAAGGUGAAGUACAGACGGAGGGGGUCAAGGGUCGUCUUUAAAUGCCCCAAGAAAAUGCGUCUCCAUGGAAAGAAGCGUCUCGACUGCCAGCCAGAUGGGACAUGGGACAGCGAGCCACCAAUGUGCAUAACAUCCGGUUGUGUGCCAUUCGAUACUUCGAGCCACGUGCACCUGCACACAAGAGACAGGUACAGUGACGGAUCGCUGAUGAUCUUCUCGUGCACCGGAAACUACCAGCUCGUGGGUACCACGGAGGCCUUCUGUAACGGCCAUGACUGGAGUGCCACGCUCCCGCAGUGCCUCUCGCCGAAGGAGUUGGUAGAGUGCGACUUCGAGAGCGACCUGUGUGGGUGGAGCCAGGACGACGGGGAGGAGCGAGAAUGGGUACGCAUGAUGGGUCCCACCCAGACGGGCGGCACCGGGCCCACGUACGAUCACACAUACAUGGAACACAAAAGUGGCCACUACAUGUACUUUGAGGCAUCCAACCCGACAAUGGAGGGAGAUCGGGCCCGCCUCAUAUCGCCCACCUACCCACCAGCCUUCUCUGGGAAAUGUUUCGACCUCUGGUACCACAUGCAAGGACCUGACGACAUCGGACACGUGGGUUCAUUGUCCGUGUACGUGAAAGGUGUGUCCGAGGAUUUGGAUGGCCUUGACCCUGCCUUCUAUAUAGACGGCAACCAGGGAGACCGAUGGCACCGCGCAGACCUGCAGCUCGACGACAAGCAGGAAGAUUUUCAGAUCGUGAUAGAGGCGACGAAGAAGCUGAGUUAUAUUAGCGACGUUGCGUUGGACGACGUGCGUGUGUAUACUUGUGAAACUCUCACCACCACUACCACCACCCCAUCUACAACAUCCACACAAAGCACAGCCAGCACUGCUAGCACUAUUUCAACAUCAGCAGCAACAACAACAACAACAGUUACAACAACAGCAGCAGCAACAACAACAGCACCACCACCACAACCAACAACAACAACAUUGGCAGCAGCAUCAUCAACUGCAGCUGCAACAGCUAAGCCUAGCGUUGCAAAAACAACCGAAACGGACACAUCGACCACCAUGCCAACACAACGACAGGAAACAUCAUCUGCUACAACAUCAAUUACACCACCAACAAAGACAACAACACAAAUAACUUCAACAUUACAUACACAAUCAUCUAAAGGCAAAUCCUUAACUACAUUGCCAACCAAGAAAUCCCAAAGUUCCACAGUAACAACUCCAAAACCGACCGUUAUCAGUUCAACAAAGGUACAUACUUCCACCACUCAAUCUGUUUCCACAAAGGAAGCAGUCCAAACAACCCCUGUCCAAAUAACUACAGUUACUCAUAAACCAUUCACUACUACAUCUCAAAUAACAAAGGCAAGAACCACAAGAAAAACCACCACAACAUCAAGUUCGUCAAGUCCCACGACAACCAAACAGCCACUGACAACAAGCACAUUAAAAACAACUUCAAAGCCUACUGUGGUUACGCAAACCACACGAUUAGAGUCACGCUCUGCUUCAACCUCACCACUUACAUCAACAUCUAAGAGCGUGCCAAAACAAACAACAGGCGUCACAGAGGAUCGAAGUCCAAAGGCAACAACAACGAUGGAGAAAACGCCAACAGAAACAGUGACAACAGCAAAGCAAUCGAUUGCCUCUACUACAAAAAUACCUGAUACGGCAAGACCUUUUUCAACAUCGAUAUUAGGUAGAAAAACAACAACGACCAUGUCAACUACUGCAAAAGCUACCACAUCAGCUUCAUUCAAAACAUCUACAGUACCAAAAUCAGGUAAACCCACGGACAAAGUCACAGAUUUUACAACCGGUAAAGUGUCUACGGGUGUCACCGUAAGCACGCCAAACUUAAUUGACAAAAAUAUCACUGAUACGAGUAACAAUAAAACUCAACCUAAUGACGAUGAAACGAACGUUAGUGACUCGAGGUCUCAGCAUCCCUCAGAUGAAACUCUGAAGCCAUUAAUGAUUGGUCUAGGCGUCGGGAUCGUCGUCGGACUUAUCAUUAUUGGAGUGAUCGUGUGGUUCUGUCGGCGGAGGCGGUAUUAUACUAGAGGGUUUGAGGACGAAAUGAAACCGAUCACCAACUCUGCGUCCCUGCAGAGUCUCAACGGCCAAUAUUACGCAGAUGAAUACCAUGACAACGAGGAAUUUGAAUCAGAGUCAUAGACACUAACUUUAUUUUAGGAUUGAAAAUAUGUCAAAACUGGAUGAAGAUGUCUUCAUGCUUUUAUGUGAAAUCAUUGAUUACAAAGUUCAGUGUAAUAAUAGUGCUCAUGUACAGUGAAUACACUUUGCAAACUAAUGUACAUAGAUUGUAUUGGUUUUAAAGUGAUCUGGUUGUUAAUUCUAAGCUAUUGUAUAUCUGUAAAUAUAGAAUGUUUACUAAAAAUAGACAUACUCCACAUGAUUAGCAGUAGAAUCCAUUACAUUAACUUGAUGCGGCGAACGGGAUAACUGUGCAAUAAUUUGUAAGCUUCAAUUAUUUGCAACUGUAUGAUCUUCACUUAUAAAAUUCUAGUUUCUUUGUACAUACUUAUACGUGAUAUCAUUUAUAAUGAUAGCAUUGUACAUAUAUUGCAUAUUUUUUGCAAGAAUUCAUUAUGAAGAUGUGAUUGUUAAUAAUAAAGUGUAAGGCCUUUUUUAAUAAAUUGUUUAACAGAUCCGCCGCCCAAUUAUUUCGAAAUUGAAAACAAAAAUGAAAACAAAAAUUGAAUUUUUUUUUAGUAUUUUUUUUUUUUAAAUAUUAUAAAAAGAAAGUCAGAUUUUUGUUUCUGCGCACAUGAAAUGAUGUAAAACCUGUUGCCUGUUCCUUUGCAAGAUAAGGAUGCAGUUUUAAAAAUUGUUUUCAAAAUGGCGGCCUCAAUUGAGCUGAGAUCAUACAAAAAAAUCUCAUUUUCAACAUACCAUCUGCAUUUAAACAAAAAACAUUUCGGUAAUAAAUGUAAACUCAACUGUAAGCAAUGUAAUUGCUGCUAUUAAUUAAUGAUAUUUUGAUCUUUUUGUUUAGGGUUUCCCCACAAACGCUAUGAAAAAUACACGCAUUGUAAAAAAAUUAGUAACUUACAA
Mya arenaria is the source of this 3349-nucleotide messenger RNA. Its product is annotated as mucin-5AC-like. The record is from RefSeq and is a predicted model, not a curated record. The transcript has 8 exons. Lineage: Eukaryota; Metazoa; Mollusca; Bivalvia; Myida; Myidae. Bases 146 to 2449 code for a protein of 767 amino acids. Gene Ontology annotation, cellular component: membrane.